AUGAGAACUAAAAGUCAUAAUAAGGCAAAAUCUUUACACACAGUCCAGGAGGUCUCCAAUACCAAGACAUUCUUUAUCAGUAGAAUCACCCAAAGAUCCUUUAUGAAGAGUAUCGUUCCCCCGCUGUCUCUUCCUUAAGUUCCUCAGAUUUAGGUUCCAGCUCCUCUUACUGGAAGAGUUGUAGCCAGAAAGGUGAUUAAGGCAACUUAAUUAAAAACUUAAGAGAGUGUUCCCGAGAGUGAGAUAAAACAAUAGCAGUCAAUUUUCAAAUUAGUUGCAUCUGCUGAAUUUAAAAAUAUCAUUACAGAAGAGAAGUCCAAGAAGGAGGAUGAUAAAAAUUUUACUUUGGAUGGUCCUCUGGAGUUCAAAAAAGAUUGGAGGAGGAAAAUCUUUACAGGUAAUCCUAAUUUGGAAAACUCUUAUAGUUAAGUGGAUGACAAUCUGAACAUCCAAAUGUUUCUGAAAAAGAUCAGAUAAAUUAUUACUACUAGUCAUAUCCAGCACAAUGACUUCCAUACGAACGAGAAUAGUUUUUUGUCAGAUAAAUUCAAGACUCAGAUGACUAGUCCUAGGUUUACAUUUACUAACCAUCUUUCUACAAUAUAGUUUCAGAAUUAGCCAACCUAGUUGUAGAAAGCAGGAACCAUAGUAUCUCAAGUCUUAGAGGCUAUAGAAGAGAAAAAAGCUGAAAUUCAACCAUUACCAUAAAAUAAUCGUCGAAAAUUAACUAUAUCAGUCUGUAGUCCAGAAAACCAAGUUGGAGUGUUCUCCUUUAGUAUCCCAGAUUAUGGAUAACGAUUGCAAGAACAAGAGGAAAUCUAAGAAUACACAGACAAACCCAAACAUGUAUUGAAACAAGCUUUACAAUUUAUCACCUCGUAACCUAAGAAAAUGACAACCAAGUUUUCAAAAUCUAUUCUUAAGAUUGUAGGAAUAACCGAAGAAGAGAAUUAACAAGAAGAUGUCCAUUAAUUUUACAAUAUAUAAAAAACUAGAAGGUUCAUGAAGAUGUACUUGCAAAAUAAGAUGUCUCGCACAUUCACUUUAUUGGAGGGAGAAUAUCCUAUUGCAUUUGCAAUUGAUACAAGAGAAGAAAGGUUCCAUUUCCUUUUCCAAACCCUAUGA
Paramecium tetraurelia is the source of this 1125-nucleotide messenger RNA. RefSeq lists its product as uncharacterized. The transcript has 3 exons. The record is from RefSeq and is a predicted model, not a curated record. NCBI's taxonomy places the organism in Eukaryota, Ciliophora, Oligohymenophorea, Peniculida, Parameciidae.